AUAAUCUGAUCGGAACAUGGCGAAGAGCAAGGAAGAGAUAACCUACGGCACCGCUCAGGCAAGGUUGUCGGAGGACGAUGCCCUGAGAGUGAGAUACAAAGGAGGGGACCCACUGGAAGGCGGCAAGAUCGCCGAGUCAGAGCCCGUGGAGCUCUUCUCCGCCGCUCAUAACAUUGAAAAACAACGGCGCAGAGAGAGCGGCGAGUCUGAUCGGUCCGGGGAACGACGGGCUGGAGAAGCAGCAGCGUCUAAUGAGGGACGGGAUAAAAACCAACAGCCUCAGCCGCAGUUGCAGCAUUGAGAAGCAAAUUAAAUCUUCUCUCUCUACUUUUAUUUGUACCGUUUAAGAUGUAUUUCUUCCUAUUUAUAAUAAGAUGUAUGCUGUUUUUUCAGCAUAAUAAAA
Messenger RNA from Ipomoea triloba (trilobed morning glory), 403 nucleotides. RefSeq lists its product as uncharacterized. Lineage: Eukaryota; Viridiplantae; Streptophyta; Magnoliopsida; Solanales; Convolvulaceae. Gene Ontology annotation, biological process: seed dormancy process. The coding region runs from base 17 to 301 and encodes 94 amino acids. The transcript has a single exon. The record is from RefSeq and is a predicted model, not a curated record.